AUGCUUCCGCGAUGCCGGCACUUUCGACUGCCUAGUCUUUGGCAUCUAGCCGUUGAGCACGGAUCCGGCAACCUCGACCAUCGGCUAUCAGGCCCUCGAGAGACUGAGCGGCCAGGUCACAGGCCAAAAAUUGGAUUGCCAUGUGGAGAGGCGAAGCCAGACCGCCUGCUGGAAUCGAUUCCCAUUGCUCUCUGUCGGCGGCUGCCAAUCAGCGAGGCGGCCUUGAGGCGAAGGGCGAGCCGCGUCGGGCAAGUGGGCAGGUUCCAGAACAUGGCAGGCCGCAAGACAGGGCGCAAGGCAAAGAAAAGGCACGAGAAGAUUCGUGGCAAGGCCACCUGA
Molecule: messenger RNA, 339 nt
Organism: Colletotrichum abscissum
Lineage: Eukaryota; Fungi; Ascomycota; Sordariomycetes; Glomerellales; Glomerellaceae
Exons: 2
Coding region: 1-339 (112 amino acids)
Source: RefSeq, a predicted model, not a curated record